Molecule: messenger RNA, 3323 nt
Organism: Phalacrocorax carbo (great cormorant)
Lineage: Eukaryota; Metazoa; Chordata; Aves; Suliformes; Phalacrocoracidae
Source: RefSeq, a predicted model, not a curated record
CGUGACAUGGCGGGAGCCGUGGGUGGGGGCGGGCGCGCAUUAAGGCAGAGGUGGCAGUGGGGCUGCUGACCUAUCACGCAUCUCCCGGCCCUGACCCGCCGGCAUGGAGCCCUCACAGGUCGCCAUCAUCGGCAGUGGACUCAUUGGUCGCAGCUGGGCCAUGGUGUUUGCUGCUGGAGGCUUCAAAGUGAAACUUUAUGAUAUUGCACAGCAACAGCUAAUGAGUGCACUGGAAAACAUUCGUAAACAAACAAAGCAGCUGGAGGAGUCGGGAUUCCUGAAAGGAGCUUUGAGUGCGGAGCAGCAGUUGGCUCUCAUUAGCAUCUGUACAGACCUGAAGGCAGCAGUAGAGGGUGCUACUUUCAUUCAGGAAUGUACUCCCGAGAACCUGGAACUGAAAAAGAAGAUUUUUGGUCAGUUAGAUCUUAUUGUUGGUGACAAUGUUAUUUUGAGCAGCUCGACAUCUUGUCUCUUACCCAGCAAAUUGUUCACUGGCCUUAAACACGUUAAGCAGUGUAUUGUGUCACAUCCUGUAAAUCCACCUUACUUUGUGCCAUUGGUUGAAAUUGUUCCUCACCCAGAAACAGAUGCUUCUACUACAGAGAGAACAUAUGCCCUGAUGAAGAAGAUUGGUCAAUCUCCUGUCAAACUAAACAGAGAAAUUGAGGGGUUUGUUCUGAACCGGCUCCAGUAUGCAGUGAUAAGUGAAGCCUGGAGACUUGUGGGUGAAGGAGUAAUAUCUCCUACUGAUCUAGACCUUGUGAUGUCUGAUGGAUUGGGAAUGCGAUAUGCAUUUAUUGGACCUCUGGAAACCAUGCAUCUUAACGCAGAAGGUAUUUCAAAUUAUUGUGACAGAUACCGUGAAGGUAUGAGACUUGUUCUGAACACCUUUGGACCAAUUCCAGAAUUUUCAGGUGAAAUUGAGCAGAAAAUCAGUCAGGCAAUGUCUGAAAAAAUUCCAGUUGUUCCAAAAGUCCUGGAUGCCAGGAGAAAAUGGAGAGAUGAAUGUCUCUCUGGUCUUGCCAGACUGAAAAAACAAAUGAAAUCUGACUGAGGUGCACCUUGUCUAACAGGAGAGAUCAAAUGAAGAGCAGAUCUUCAUAAAAAGUGGAAAUUUUUGGUCACGCAGAAGACGACUGUGCAACCAAAGAUAUGCACAAAUGUAGAGACCAAUGAAACAUUUGGUUCAAAUUUGUCGUGAUGUAAUUCAUGAAUAACUGGAAACAGUUACUAAAAAGUUCAGUUAAAAUUUAUCAAAUAAUUAUAUCUAAGCAUUAGAUGUGUAAGCAUUAAGUAGCUUUAGCAAUAUUAAUAUUGUGCAAUGCUGGAACACAAUCAUGUUUUAAAUAAUGCUUUUUUCAGCUUCCUUAGGAAUUCAGCACUUGAACAAUAUUUGCUUAUGCAGGGAUCUGAAAUAGGCAAACAUCAGCUGUUUGUCACUGGAGAAAAUAAGCCCUCACCCGCCAAUCACUGUGACAGCAAGGUUAAUUUGUAAAGCACUGACUGUAGAUAGGAGAAUAUUGUGUUGAGCAAAGAGUAGAUUCACUGGCUGGUGAGCUGAGACCUCAACAGCAGUAAGGGUCAUUUCAACUUAGCUCCAUAACUGUUCCACAAUGUAGGGGAAAGAAUUACUCCUUUCCCUCCCUGUGGCACUUCUGUACCUCUAUGGUGAUCCAAGUGAGAGUAAAUAGAGCACAAUUCCCCCCUCAUCCCCUACCCCUGGUUCUGUAAGACUUACCAGAGACCUACUUGGUCUUUAAGACCAUGCACUUCAUACCCCAUGGCUUUGCCCCAGCUUAAGUCAGAUGUUUGAUGCUGGCCGUUGGCAUUGCUGCAUAAAUGUGUGCUCCGUUUUAAGACUUGCCUAUGAGAAACAGGAGACUUUGAUUUAAUAGCCAGUUUGGGAGACAGCAUGGUGUAGUGGAUCAGUCUGGACUUUCUCCCAAGCUACUCCACGAUCAUGUGAGUGACCUCAGGAAGGGAGUUCACCUCUCUGUUGCCAUGUCUAUUUUGUACAUUAUCUGAAGCAAGGAGUGCUUCUUUAGGAGUCAUCUGUACUGCAUUUAACAGCUGUAGCUGAAGGGACCCCAGAGGGAAAGGCACAGUGGCUUAGAUGUAGCAUGUAUGCUUUACUGCUGCCCUUCCUACAGGAGACACAACAUCUCCUCCACAUCAUACAAGGACACAGUAUACACCUGGAAGCAGUAAUAUCCUCAGUUGCUGCAGUGGCGUGUUUUGGUUCACAGCAGACAAAGUGUUAUUAUGAAUGUGUGUACCCUGUAAUAUAGUUGGUCUUUGAUCUUGGCUGGAACCUUGGGGCAGUAUCGUUAUGCAGAUAGUAAGAAUAACUUGGACAGUGCCUCGCACCCACACAGCUUGGGUUAAGCAUUUCUGAAUUUGUGCUAACUGGUCAUGUAGCUUCAGUCACAGCACAGAUGCAGAAGUGUUAAGGUGUCACUUUGCUAAUGCUCAGCUCAGGGGCUUUUCAAAUCUUGUUUGUUACAGAGGGUGCAGCACACAAGUUACUGAAACUUAAUGAGUUGCCAUUUUGAGCUGAACAGCAGAAAUGUCUGCGUGAACUUACCAAUACCACUUAUUUCUGCUUAGGUGUAAAAGAGACAUAAAAUAUCCACAAACUCCACAAACAUGUUGUGGAGUCUCCUUCCCUGGAGACAUUCAAAAUCCACCUGGAUGCAUUCUUGUGCCCCCUGCUCUGGGUGUCCCUGCUCAAGCCGGGGGGUUGGACAAGAUGAUCUGCAGAGGUCCCUUCCAACCCCUACUGUUCUGUGAUUCUGUGAUUCUGUAAAUUGUAUUGCUUGACAUAAGUGGUGCACAAAGAACACAUCCCUGGGUGUGAAGCAUGGGAUGGGAGGCAUAAUACUGAGGUUGUCCUGUGCUCCUUUAUAAUCAGUGGAGAGAAAGGGAAAUUUGUAAGCUCAAUUUAUAUUAUCCCGAUAUAGACUUAAAAUUGUAAGGUUUCUUCUAUUGCUUUUUAUUGGCACAGUGACUGGCUCAACCUGCAUUUAGACAUCUGAAGUUGGGGAGGUCAAUCCUCACUCCUGAUGCCUUAUUAAGCAACAGUAAAUUAAUUAUGGUGCUGAUUUCCUCAUUUUAUGUAUUUUUUUGUAUGUCAGGUGAGGCCUCAGAGGGUUCCAGUUACUUUCAAGAUUAGACCUGUUUUUCUAUGAGCAUAUGACAUUGUCAUAACUAAUUGCUUCUGUUUAUUCUGAGAUUUUUUUUAAAACUUGAUCAUGUCAUCAAAUAUUUGCCUCCAUCUUUAUUAUUUGCUUAUGAAUAAAAUAUUUUAAUGAGGAAGGUUUUAA